CGGAUGUCCUCAUAGGCACGGUUUACAAACCAUGGUUCGCUAGAAGUAGAAUUUGGAAGUGAACAAGUAUCUCGAGUAUUUGCUUAGAACGUCCACCUGCUUCCACACCACCGGGUUAGAUUUACCGUAGAAAGAUGAUGACUUAGAUCUGGCCCACCUACAUUUGCCAACGCAAACUUCUGUCCGUAUCAGCGACAUACUCAAUGUAAACAAAAGAACUGUACGUCCUCAUUUCUACCCCGACAAAGAAGGAAAAGCAGUCCUAUCUUGUUCUUCACAUAUCACGGCAUUAGAAGCAGAAACAAGAAACCAGUCGCGUGCAACAAGGCCCCGCGUUUUUCUUCGUCCCCCGACGUUCAAAGUAGAUAAAGUUAUCGAAAAUGUCCUGUUUCGUGGGUUGCUUCGACGCUUUCCGGGAGGUCUUUAACCCGGCGAGCAUCAAGGGCAAGGAUGUCCACGCCAGUUACUACUUGAACGUGCUGCAGCCGAAGAAGCCGAUUCGGGUGGCCAUCACCGGUGUGGCCGGGCAAAUUGGGUACGCCCUGCUUCCCAUGAUUGCCAACGGGGACAUGUUUGGCCCCGACCAGGAAGUGAUCAUCCAAGGUACUGUUUACUUCAACACGACUCAGCUGACGCGAUGUUUACAUCUAGAUUUACAACCUUCGUUCACCACCUUCUUGAAGAAAUGACGUAUGACAUGUCAAGUCGAUGAUGUCUCGCGCUAAUGCAUGAUCCGCCCAUGGUUGAUGAUGAUGAAGAACAGCAAUAGUGCAGCAAUGCAAAAAAACUACGUUCAUCUGACCAGGUGUCGACCUGAACAUCGACGCGGUGCGCGAGAACCUGAAGGGUAUUCAAAUGGAACUGGAUGACGGUUAUUACCCGCUGCUGAAGCAGGUCAUUUUCACCACGGACCCAAAUGUCGCCUUCCAGGACGCUGACGUCGCAAUUCUGCUCGGUAUUUGCUUGUAGAUAGUACUUGUCAUGCAUGAUCUUCUAGGUGAAAUACAUCAUGCACACCGGCUGCACCUUCUCCUUCGGUAUGAUCAUGAUGGAAGAACACAAGGAAAAACUGAACACCUACUUCUACCUACAAAUCUACAGGCGCAUUCCCGCGAAAGCAGGGCAUGGAACGAAAGGACCUGAUGGAGAAAAAUAUCAGCAUUUUCAAGACGAUAUGCAUUACAAAAGUAUCGUACUCGUAGUAAUCGCAUUCAUGCAUUACAAAUUCCUUUUUUAUGGUAAACCCGCAUGACAAAAACAAAUUGCCUUUGUCAUGCUGAGCUAAUUUGUAAUGCAAUUACUACUAGUACGAUACUUUUGCACAGGAUAGACGAUGGGCACGGCCAUCGAAAAAAACGCGUCGAAAGACAUCAAGGUGUUGGUUGUGGGCAACCCCGCUAACACGAACUGCCUCGUGUGCUCGCAGUUCGCGCCCAGCAUCCCAAAGAAGAACUUCUCCGCGCUCACGCGACUCGACCACAACAGGGCCAGAGGUACUUAUUAGCAUGGUCGUGCAGUGAUGUGUGAAAGAGAAAGAUCGGCACCAUUGACUUCUGCUACUGCAGCGGUUGCACUUGCAUUGUUGAUGUUGCACUAUUGACCAUCUUUCACAUGAUCUUCUUGUCAUGUUAAACAAAUCAAAAUUAUCCCAGGUCAAAUUGCCUUGAAGGCCGGCGUGCAACUGAAUGAGGUGUCAAACGUGUGCAUCUGGGGAAACCAUAUCAAAUGCAAAAAUAUCUGGGUCUGGAAGGUUGGAACUUGUGAUGCUAACCUUGGACUCUAAAAAAAUUUGUAUUGCGUGACCAGCAAGAGGAGUCUAGGUUGUGCUACGCGGGGAGCGCGUUUGUAAUGCGGAGUGGGCAUCAGGAAGCCCUCUAAAAAUCUGUGAUGCUAGGUCGUGCAUAACAGACAUCCCGGGCCAUGCAAAAUAUGCGUGACAAGUCUAAAAAUCUCCAGACCCAGACAUUUUUGCAUUUGAUAAACCACUCGUCCACGCAAUACCCGGACGUGUGCCACGGCACCAUCGGAGGAAAACCGGUAUGAAAUUUGUUUGAUUUGAGGACGGUGCGGUUCGGUGCUUAUUUCUUUUUGGUACAGGACCACGGAGGACCGGUGCAGAAAGUGGUGCUUUGGGAAUAAAGAAAAAAUUAAAAAAACAUUAAACUCCAGAUCGAGUCCGUGCUUGCGAAGGAGAAGAACUGGCUGAAAUCCGAAUUCAUUUCCAUGAUCCAAACCCGCGGCGCAGCCAUCAUCAACGCGCGCAAGGCUAGUUCUGCGUUGAGCGCCGCCCGGGGAAUCACAAACCACAUGCACGACUGGAUCUGCGGAACCAGCACGCCGGGCGAAUACGUUUCUAUGGCAGUAUUUACCGAUGGGACCGACGGGUAUAGAAGAUUUUGCGCUUUCAUGGAAUAGUAAGUAAGUACGCGAUGUGACAAGAAGUGCAGGCUCUUUGUGAUGCAGGGGUGCAUCCAUGGAAAUUUUGGGCAUUCUUGAUUUCAUCAUGAUUAAACACAAAAAACUAGAUACGGUGUCGACAAGGGGUUGAUUUACUCCUUCCCGGUCACCUAUGACAGCGCACAACUCCCCCUCCCCCUCAUUUGUAUAGCAUGAACGGCAAUACAAGCAUGAGCAAGAAUGCCGGUUUUGCGUGACAGAUUUGCACUGGAGUAUAGUGCUACUUGGGCUACUAGAAUUUGUCAUGCACACAGUGCCAAGCGGCAAAGGGUGGAUUGGGUAUUUUACAUGACAAAUGAGGGGGAGGGGGAGUUGUGCACUGUCAUAUCACCUGCAAGGGGAACGGUGAGUGGGAAAUCGUCAAGGGACUGCCGAUUGACGACUUUUCUCGGCAGAAAAUGAAGGCUACGGAGCAGGAACUCGCUGAGGAACGGACGUUGGCCUUCAGCUUGGUCGGCGCGUAGAGGAGUUUUUACAACCCGUGGGGAGUAAGUCCGGGAGAAUGAAUAUGAAUGUCUGAAAAUGUGAUGAAUGACGACACUGUCUGUGUCUAAAUCAGAUUCUUCGACUGACUCCUUGUACAGUCACGUUCGUAAGUGACUUUUUUACGACUUGCGGCACCAGGUCAACAUUACUUUGGAACACUUCGCAAGGAUACCGCUAAGAGAACAAUCUAAACACUUCUAUCAUCAUGAAAGGGAUAUUUAUCAGGAUAAACAAGGCAUCUAAGCUCUCCGCAUCAAAUAGCGUUCUAAGGAUGACGCUGCAACGCUUAAGGAAUUCAAGGGAAAAACAUACGUAUCGAUUUUUCAUCGAAGGUCAUUACAAGGAAAAAUGGCGCCAUAAUUGUGUUGAUUUUACAGCAUAGUUUCACCGAAAUAAGCGAGUAUACUUUUUGAACGGGUAUGCGACCAUCUUUUGCAAGAUGGAAGAUCUCCUUUGUUGCCAUCUUUCUGUCCUCGUCCUUGAAUAUUUUCCGUGGUUUAUUUUCAGCGCGGUGUGUCUGUCAGGCACAGGCUCAGGAGGUAUUUGCAGAUUCAUGCGCAACUGGAUUACCGUGUGUAAACAUGAAGGAGGACGGGGAUAGACAUGGGCAGAGCAAAGAAAGAGCAACCGGAACGGCAUCGUAAAAAGCCUCUGAAUAUGAAGGCUGACAUACUCCAAAGAACAACUUACAGGAAAACCGCACAGAGUGAACGAAAAAGCUCG
Molecule: messenger RNA, 3666 nt
Organism: Amoebophrya sp. A120
Lineage: Eukaryota; Dinophyceae; Syndiniales; Amoebophryaceae
Source: the annotation of a GenBank genome assembly